This is a messenger RNA of Triticum turgidum subsp. durum (durum wheat), 1332 nucleotides long. Lineage: Eukaryota; Viridiplantae; Streptophyta; Magnoliopsida; Poales; Poaceae. The record is from the annotation of a GenBank genome assembly.
AUGGCCGCCUCCGCAUUACUCGCCGCCGUCCUCGCCCUCCAGCUCCUCCAUGCGGCCCGCGGCGAGAUCAAGACGACGCCGAUCGUGUCGGACUCGCGGCCCGUCAUCCUGUUCGAGGAGUUCGGCUUCAAGCCCGGCGGCGUCGCGCAGGUCAACGUGUCCGGCGUCUCAUGGAGCGUCCCCGAGGGCUCCCCGCCCCAGGCCGUCGACCCGGGGCUCAUGGGCUUCAUCCUCAUCUCCAACACCCUCUUCUUCAAGAUCACCAACGAGUCCGAGUACGCCGAGGAGACCGGCAGCUCCUUCUGCCCGCUCACCAGCGAGUACGUGAUGCCGCUCUUCCGGCUCAAGGACAUCGGGCGUGACGGCGCCGGCGGGGGUAACGUGACCAUCGGUGACGCCGACCAGUACACGGUGCUGUUCAGCAGCUGCCAGGACGGCGUCGAGAUCACCAUGGACGUGCGCACGGAGAUGUACAACAUGCCCGGCCCCGGCGGCGACAGGGAGUACCUGCCCGUCGGCCUGCUCCCGCUUCCGGGGAUCUUCGCCGCCUCGUCCGCGUUGUACUUCGCGUUCCUGGCGGCGUGGGUGUUCGUCUGCAUCAAGCAGCGGGCCACGGUCGAGCGGAUCCACGCUGUGAUGGGGGCGCUGCUGCUGUUCAAGGCCCUGAAGCUGGCGUGCGCCGCCGAGGACGCGUGGUACGUGGGGCGCACUGGCACGCCGCACGGCUGGGACGUCGCCUUCUAUGUCUUCGGCUUCUUCAAGGGCAUCCUCCUCUUCACGGUCAUCGUGCUCAUCGGCACCGGCUGGUCCUUCCUGAAGCCAUACCUCCAGGAGCGGGAGAAGAACGUGCUGAUGAUCAUCAUCCCGCUGCAAGUGAUCGAGAACAUCGCGUCGGCGAUGAUCGGGGAGACGGGGCCGGCGGGGCGGGACUGGCUGGCGUGGAACCAGAUCUUCCUGCUGGUGGACGUGGUCUGCUGCUGCGCGGUCUUCUUCCCCAUCAUCUGGUCCAUCCGCAACCUGCGGGAGGCCUCCAAGACGGACGGCAAGGCGGCCAGGAACCUCAAGAAGCUCACCCUCUUCAAGCAGUUCUACCUCGUCGUCGUCGGCUACCUCUACUUCACCCGCAUCGCCGUCUCGGCCUUCGCCGACGUGCUCAGCUACAAGUACCAGUGGGUGGUCAACGUCUCCGUCGAGCUCGCCAGCCUCGCCUUCUACGUCUUCGUCUUCUAUAACUUCCAGCCGGUGGAGAGGAACCCGUACCUCUACGUUGCGGACGAGGAGGAAGAGGCUGCCGGUGGGCAGCUCGAGCUAGAGGGGACGUUUGAGAUCUGA